Drosophila eugracilis is the source of this 2130-nucleotide messenger RNA. It is a transcript of the gene Rcc1, whose product is annotated as regulator of chromosome condensation. Lineage: Eukaryota; Metazoa; Arthropoda; Insecta; Diptera; Drosophilidae. The coding region runs from base 187 to 1728 and encodes 513 amino acids. The transcript has 4 exons. The record is from RefSeq and is a predicted model, not a curated record. Gene Ontology annotation, cellular component: cytoplasm. Gene Ontology annotation, molecular function: guanyl-nucleotide exchange factor activity.
GACUGCUAUCGAUAGUUGACGCUCCUAUCGGCUAAUCGAAUCCCACCCCAAGGCCAGCUGCCACCGCUUCCCGCGCAUUUUCUGCAGCCCAGCAACACCAUCCAGACAACGUGGAAUUCCCGCUGAACUAGAGACCGGCAUUAUUUCCAUUUUUCGGUGACCAAAAUUGUGAAAAUACAACUUAAAAUGCCGCGCAGAAAGGCCCUGACGAACAACAACAAUGCCGGCGAGUCGGAGCAUCAGGCUCCCAAGGCGAAGCGCGCCAGGAUCGCCUUCCAUUUGGAUCUCCCCCAGCGAAAAUCCAUAUUGGGCAACGUGCUGGUUUGCGGCAAUGGAGAUAUGGGACAACUUGGCCUCGGCGAGGACAUAUUGGAGCGCAAGCGUCUCAGCCCAGUGACUGGAAUCCCUGAUGCUGUGGAUGUUGUUGCCGGAGGCAUGCACAACUUAGUGCUAACAAAAACGGGGGACAUCUACUCUUUUGGCUGCAAUGAUGAAGGAGCACUGGGUCGCGACACCAGCGAGGAUGGCAGCGAAUCCAAACCAGGACAGAUCGAUUUGCCCGGCAAGGCAUUGUCCAUUUCGGCGGGAGAUUCGCACUCUGCCUGUCUGCUCGAGGAUGGACGCGUCUUCGCUUGGGGUUCGUUCCGAGACUCGCACGGCAACAUGGGCCUUACCAUCGAUGGAAACAAGCGGACACCCAUUGAUCUGAUGGAAGGUACUGUCUGCUGCAGCAUCGCCUCAGGUUCCGAUCACUUGGUUAUCCUAACCACCGCCGGCAAGAUCUUCACCGUGGGUUGUGCCGAGCAAGGACAAUUGGGCCGGCUAUCGGAACGUUCCAUUUCUGGAGAGGGUCGUCGUGGCAAGCGAGACUUGCUGCGGCCCACCCAGCUCAUCAUCACGCGGGCCAAACCCUUCGAAGCCAUCUGGGCCACCAACUACUGCACAUUCAUGCGGGAAUCGCAGACAGGGGUCAUCUGGGCCACCGGGCUGAACAAUUACAAGCAACUAGCCUUCGACACAAAGAACAGAGAUUUCGCACUUACGCCUAUUAAGACGGAACUCAAAGAUAUCCGACAUAUUUCCGGCGGUCAACAUCACACACUCGUUCUGACCACGGACGAUAAAUGCUCGGUGGUGGGACGUCCAGAGUACGGACGCCUUGGUCUAGGUGAUGUCAAGGAUAUUGUGGAGAAGCCGACGCUUGUAAAGAAACUGAGCGAUAAGAUUGUGUCCGUGGGCUGUGGCGAAGUCUGUUCCUAUGCCAUUUCGGAGGAUGGCAAACUCUAUUCCUGGGGCUCCGGCAUUAACAAUCAACUGGGUGUUGGCGAUGGUGACGAUGAACUCGAACCGGUAGUGGUUGUCAGUAAGAAUACGCAAAACAAACAAAUGCUGCUGGCAUCCGGCGGUGGUCAGCAUUCCAUCUUUUUGGUCCAGGCGGAUAAACAGGAGCAGAAGGAGAAUUUGCCGGCGAAGCCGUCUGGUAGCAGCAGUAAUAAGAAGGACAAGACACCGCAGCAGGAAAAUGCCGAAAAGGAGACCGAAAAGUCGGAUAAACAGGAGCAGAAAGAAAAUGUCCCGGCGAAGGCAUCCGCCAGCAGCAGCAGUAAGAAGAACAAGACGCCGCCGCAGGAUGAUGCCGACGAAGAGGCCAAAGAGGAGCCCGUUUCGGCUACCCCUCCCAAGAAGGCCAAGAAGCCGGCUGCCAAGCGAGGCGGAAAAAAGACAUAAGAUUGAGUAUAAAUACGCUGACUUUUCCCAUUUUGUUUUUGGUCACAUUAAGUGGCACCCCCGUACGCUUACUUAACGCUUAAGGAAAGUUUACUCAUGGUCCGGAUUCGUAAGAUAGAUCGCAAGUUUUUCUUAUAAUAUGUUAAGAUUUACGAACUGAGUCCUGUUAAGUUCUUAUUAUUUCGAUAAAUAGAUGCCCCGCUCAUAUCUUACAAAUCUGCCUUUCGAGGAAAUCUUCUUUAUCUACCCAUUUAAAUGUUUAACAAUUACAAAUACGAAACCGUAGUAAAUUUGUAUUUGAACGCAAAGUGAAACUAAUUGAGAUUUAUUUACAAACUAAUCAACUUGAAUCCGACAUAAAUCUAUGCGUUAUUUGUUUAUAUAAUUUACAAAGACAUCUUA